CUGGGAGGUGGGUGGUGCUCAGAGGUGUGAUGGAGUGGGCCGUUGGGGAAGUGUGACUGGUUUGCAUGGUCUCACUUGUCACUGCAACGUUUUGGAAAGUUUUCUCGGCAGCGAACUUGUUCCCUGUUUCCUUUUUGUUUUUUUCUUAGUUAAUGCUGACGCCAUGGGAGGUAGCGGGAGUACAAAACGCGUCUCCUUCGAAGCAGAUGAGAAUGAUCAGAUUACUGUCGUGAAGGGCAUUAGGCUCUCCGACAGUGUCAUUAGCCGUAUGCGGGAUGCUUCUUCACCGGCUGAAAAAUCCCAGUCGACACCUGCAGGACCAUCGUCAUCUACUGGAACUUGUCCGCCUUCUCCAGUCCAACCAAUAGUUACUGAUGACGAAGUCAGAAAACGAAUGUCCAAAGAGUCGGCACAAGAACGGAACGAGCAAGAUUUGAGACUGCAAAAGAGGCUUGAACAUGAUAAACCGUAUGUUCACGAUGAGAUUAGUAAGGUUCUUCAACGUGAGCGAGAUGCAGCAAGCGACAAUCUUAUAAAAGCUAUUUUGCGAGAGAGAGCACUGACUGAAGAGGAACGUGUGAAAGCCAAGCAUGCUACAAAACAGUUGGAAGAAAAGGAAAAAGAACUGCAAAAGCUCAAUGCUUAUUAUAAGGAGCAAGUGACCAGACUUGAAGAUAGGAGUGCCCAAUUCUACAAGCUGACUGCUGAGCAAUAUCAGAAAGCUGUUAGUGAAGUGGAGUCCAAGUUCAAAAAGUACAAGUCACAACCCAUUUGUGCUGAACUCCAAGGGGAAGUCCUCCGCUGCUAUCAGAAGAACCCAGAGCAGACUCUCAGCUGUUCUGCAUUGGCCAAGCAGUACAUUCACUGUAUUAACUAUGCUAAACAAAUGCAGUACCUUCCUCUCCCAGCACUGGUGCCAGUAUAUUUAACAGUGAUUUCAAUGUGAUAAGAGAGCCUGCUGAGCAAAGGAGGUUAAAACAACCCACCAUCACAUCAAAAAGCCCUCAUCGUCAAUUUCAAUAACAGAACAUCUUUCAGGAGCACUCAAAGAAGCUCAGCAAAGCAUCGGGACAAUAUGGGAAAGAGGAAACAAAAGGCCAUUGUCACCACGGCAACAGCAGCAGCAAGCACCCUAAUUUAAUCAGUGGGGAUAUGUUUAGCAGGGUUGUGAAUGUCUUAACAACCUGUCAUGCUUAUAGUCCUACCAGGAAAAUGUUCAGCUUUUCUGUAAUUGAUCUGACCCAUGACAUUAAGUGGAAUCUCUUUGUUUUGUUUCGUAUGAGGCCUUUAAAAUGUUCUAACAAUAAUGCAAUUAAAUCUAUCUUUAAAAGAUCAAA
Molecule: messenger RNA, 1337 nt
Organism: Chiloscyllium plagiosum (whitespotted bambooshark)
Lineage: Eukaryota; Metazoa; Chordata; Chondrichthyes; Orectolobiformes; Hemiscylliidae
Gene: chchd3a
Product: coiled-coil-helix-coiled-coil-helix domain containing 3a
Biological process (GO): inner mitochondrial membrane organization
Cellular component (GO): MICOS complex; mitochondrion
Source: RefSeq, a predicted model, not a curated record